This is a messenger RNA of Lates calcarifer (barramundi perch), 2796 nucleotides long. RefSeq names its product FH1/FH2 domain-containing protein 1. Gene Ontology annotation, cellular component: cytoskeleton; cytoplasm. Gene Ontology annotation, molecular function: actin filament binding. Bases 708 to 2105 code for a protein of 465 amino acids. The transcript has 9 exons. Gene Ontology annotation, biological process: cortical actin cytoskeleton organization; actin filament network formation. The record is from RefSeq and is a predicted model, not a curated record. NCBI's taxonomy places the organism in Eukaryota, Metazoa, Chordata, Actinopteri, Centropomidae.
CUGAUGCACAAACGGACCACUGCACCUCUCUCUCGCUCUCUUUUGCUCUGUGGGACUCUCACUCAAUGUCACUUACAGAAGGAGAGGCAGAGAGAGAGGGAGAUGAAAGUGAAGGGAUAGCUGCAGAAGCACGUCAUUUGGAUAUUCUGGAAGCUCUGCAGAAAAGCGUUCCUUGGAUUUUUUUUUCCAUCAGAAUUGGAUGCAGGACUAAACACAACCUUUCAAAACUCACAUGAAAUGCUUCUCUUUGACUGAGGUCACAGGUCUCUGGCACACAAGCAGGACAACAAGUCGACUUUUGGAACCAAACGCGACUCGUCGUUUUAGAUUGGAGGGACAAACACUGCGCCCGAGACAAUUGCAGGUUACGGUGAAGUGAGAACACUCAGAGGUGGUUCGAAGAUUGUGAUUUGGAUGCUUGAGUUAUGUGCCGCUGUGGUUGACAAGUGAGGCAGAGCAUCCACAGACAUUCAGAGGUAUAGGCAGAGUCUGUGAGGUGGUUGCUGACUGCUCAGUGAGAAGACAAGACAAGGAGGGACUGAAGUUUUGUGAUCAAAUCUGAAAGGGAAUUAUUUUUCUCUACUAUGAAGAAGUGCGCUGUUUGGAGUCACCUUUUCUCAAGCAUAAGAUAGAUAAGAUAUGAUAACCUUGUCACAGUAAUGCUCAACAAAACAGUUUUUUGAGUCUUAGGCAACUCUGACGGACCAAUGAAGGAGUCAGACCAGACCAAGGAUAAUCCCCUGACGUGGGAUUUUGACGAGUCUUGGGGUUCAAUCUUCAAGCCCGCUGCAGGUCUUUGCCUCAACACCUUGGAUUUCUCAGACCUCUGGGAUGAGGAAGACAGCACGGAGGACGAGGGAACCAGUUUGAUCAAUGAAUCAUCAACGCAACUCCAGGCCCCUCCGGCACCCCCUCCACUUCCUCCGCCUCCCCCUCCUCUUGCCCCAGCUUUGCCCUCAGCCUCCCUUAAAGGUACGCCCAUCAAAAGUCGCACCUUAAAGCUCCACUGGAGGGAACUGCAAAGUUUGGCACCACUUCCCAGGAUGACCCGCUUUGGGUCUCAGACUAUUUGGGCCGGCCUUGAACCAGUCCAUUUGGAUACAAACCGACUGGAGUACCUGUUUGAGUCUAAGGGCAGUAGCACCUGCUUUAGUGUGGCUUCUGGGCGACAGAAGCAGCCAUCAGUCUCAGUGUUGGGGAUGAAGCGAAGUAACAUCAUAACCAUUGCACUGAGCAGCCUGCCUCCUCCCCGCCUCCUCCCCCCUGCUAUCUACAGCAUGGACAGCAGCGUGCUGGACAGAGAGGAUGUUCAGCGGCUGCAGGCCUUAAUCCCAACAGAGGAGGAACUUUGCCUGAUCAAGGACGCCAAGGCCCAGAACCCCCACUCUCAUCUAGCCCAGGCCGAGCUCUGCCUCCUCACUUUAGGAGAAAUCUCUCACCUGAGCUCCAGGCUUCAGCUGUGGGCCUUCGCUCUGGACUACGACUCCUUAGAGAGGGAAAUUGCAGAGCCUCUCUUCCAUUUGAAGCUGGCCAUGGAGCAGCUAGCAGCCAGUCAGACCUUUAAAUGUAUUCUGGCAACAGUGUUAGCAAUUGGUAACUUUCUAAAUGGGUGUAAGGCGCGUGGUUUUGAGCUGAGUUACCUGGGCAAGCUGUCCCAGGUGAGGGACACACACUCCCGCCAGCCCCUGCUGCAUCACGUCUGCGUGCUCCUGCUGCAGCUCUACCCACAAUCCUCUGAUCUCUACUCCGACAUCAGCGCUGUUACUAAAGCUGGCAAGUGUGACUACUCCCUAGUCCAGUCCAACCUUUCUCAGCUAGAGGCCCUGUGCAAAGCAUCAUGGGAGCAGCUGAAGGUACUUGAUAAAGCUGAGGAAAAGAGGAAAGGAGGAAAAGGGGAUAAGAGGAGGGGAGGAGGAGGAGAUGAGGGUUCACUACGUCACCGGCUGCCGAAGAUUUUGAAAGAGUGCGAGGAGAGGCUCAAAGUCCUCAGAGCUGUCCAUCGUCGGGUUAUCAACAGGUUCCACUCUUUCCUCUUAUUCCUGGGCUACUCUCCGAGCAAUGGUGAGAGACACCAAAGCAGAGGACUUCUGCAAAACCAUCAGUAACUUUUCUCUGGAGUACAGGACAAUGCGACAGAGCAUCCUGCUUCAGAGAGAGCGAGAACAACAGAAAAACAGAGCAGAAAGCCCAGGCCUCAACACUCCCGUAGGCAGGAGGAAACAAACUCAACAAACUCCCACACAGAGUGAGAAAAGUGAGGAGCAGUGUAAGCUGGAAGAGGUGCUGAGAACACCUGAGUCCACCUUGAGGCUGGAUGCCACUCUGCCUCGAAACCGAAGGAGGAUGGCUGACAUCCAAGGUUCAUUGUCUCGGAAACUGACGUGGUGAUCCUGCUGAUAUACUUUCUGAAGCCGUUCAGUCACUGAAUCACUGGUGUUUUUGAAUGAACUUGUGACAUCGCUGCCACAGUCAGUUUUGCAGCGCAAAGUUAUUUAGCAAUAUGGAAAUGGACAGGUGCCUAACAUAUCAUGUGCCAUUCAGUUUUUAAAGUAUGUUUUAGUUUGAAAGUGAAGAUGAAUUAAAGCUCUGUUUUGAUAGCAAAUUUAACAUCUAUACAUUUGUGUGCGCACUUUAAUGAGCAAAAUCAACAUUUGAAUGUACAAGAAUCUUAAUGUAUCAAAAUAUCCAAAAAGAGAACACAUUAAAGGCAUUGGCAUAAGCAUUUGUCAAAAUAAAACCUCAAAAUACAAUAAAGUUUUCCUGAAUUCUACGUUACAUUAAGUUACAUUGUAUUCU